Patella vulgata (common limpet) is the source of this 2876-nucleotide messenger RNA. Its product is annotated as transient receptor potential cation channel subfamily V member 6. Gene Ontology annotation, molecular function: calcium channel activity; protein binding. Gene Ontology annotation, biological process: calcium ion import across plasma membrane. Lineage: Eukaryota; Metazoa; Mollusca; Gastropoda; Patellidae. The coding region runs from base 457 to 2706 and encodes 749 amino acids. The record is from RefSeq and is a predicted model, not a curated record. The transcript is spliced from 17 exons. Gene Ontology annotation, cellular component: membrane.
AUGGUUCAAUUUUAUAUCAAUAUUUCUCGUGAGGGUUUUUUUUAGCAGUGAGAGAAAACCGGAGGACCCACAGAAAACCCACGAGGUUUGGGCGUUUGACAGGCGAUCCUAGUCCUUGUCACGUACAACUGGGGAAUCGAAACCAUGCCAUUUGACUAAAUGACAGGCCUAUGAUACAUCGCGCACGUGCUAAUCAUUCGGCCAUCCAACCACCCAAGUGAACAAGAGUUAUGUAAACAGUUUUAAAAGGUAACAUCCACAGGCGAUAUACAAUCAAUUAACAUCCAAAUGUCCUCUACCGACUGGGUUUACAUCCACAGUAAUGUGACCUUGAUAUUCACCCCACCAGAACUACUAUAGCCAAGGACCCUUUCCCGGUCAACAGCGGGAUCGAAUACUGGACCAUGCAGUUUUAAAAAAUGAUCUACACCAGUUCAUGAUAAAAGAUAGCAGAUCAUGGGGAACAUAGCGGGUUUGUUUAAUCGCAAUAAAGAUUACCAUACAUGGAAAAUACAAAAUAGAGAAACUGCAUCCAAUGCUGUGUAUUCGUAUGUCAAUUUAGAUGGCACGGGGAUAUUGCUGGAUCUGUUGCGAGAUGAGAAUGGACAGAAGAAAGUUAGAGAUAUGAUCGCUAAAGAAAUAACAUCGGGAUAUAUUACUGGCGAAGAUGAAGAACAGAUUGAAGAACAGAGAAAACUCGGUAGAUUCCGGGUUAUGUCGAGAGCUAUCCAGAGAUCAGUAUCGGCAUUAUCGCUCUCAAGGAAACUCAACGUUGAAGUCACAGCAAAUCAAAUAAAGCCACAAUGUUGGAAGGAAAAUAAACGUGGAGGCGUCGGUGAAACAUCUUUCCACCUGUGUUUCCUGAAAGGUACACCAGAACACCUGGAAAUUGCUAGAAUAUUCCUGGAAGUCCAUCCGUCUAUGGCUAAUGAUGUAUACCUUGGUGACGAGUACCUAGGUGAGGGUGGUUUACAUCUAGCUAUAGCUAAAGGUAAUCUAAAAGCUGUACAGCUGUUGGUGGAGAAUGGUGCUGAUGUCAAUCAGAGAGCCACCGGUCAGUUCUUUCAACCAGAAGAUGUGAAGCACGGCAAAGACAGAAAACAGACAAACUAUGAAGGUUAUGCGUACUAUGGAGAAUAUCCCCUGUCGUUUGCUGCGUGUUUUCAGCAUACAGAUAUUUAUGAUUAUUUAAUAGAGCAUGGUGCCGACCCUAAUAAUAAAGAUGAGUUUGGUAAUACAGUUUUACAUAUGGCUGUUAUACAUAACCAAUCGAAAAUCUACAGACAUGCUGUUAAGCAUCCGUUUCAAAAAGCCGUUGAAUCUAAAAACAAAGCUGAGUUAACCCCUUUAACACUUGCCAGUAAAUUAGGCCGACCUGAAAUAUUCCAGGAAAUGUUGGAGUUAAGUAGUACGCGAAAGUGGAAGUAUGGUAACAUCUCCUGUUCACAGUAUCCAUUAGAAGCUCUUGACUCUAUUGAUUCCGACGGCAAAACUGAUUGGGAGUCGGCAUUGAUGACUAUAUUAGAUGGAGAAACAGAUGAACACGCCGAGAUGUUGGAAGGUCCAGUGAUGUCCCAGUUAUUGAGAGAGAAAUGGAAAACCUAUGCCAAGAAACGGUUUAGGGUGAGAAUGAGUAUAGCUGUGAUACAUCUGAUAACAAUAACUGGGGCUGUUUAUACACGACCUGAUCAUGAUGAUCUACUGAAUCUCUCAGGAUCGACCAAUCUGAUUCGUCUUAUAGCAGAGUGCAUCAUGUGUACAAUGUGUGUAUUUAAUCUGGUGAUGGAAGUGAAAGUUAUAGUGGACUUAGGUUUACGUCCUUAUAUCAGAAAUUGUAAAUAUGCUCCAGACAAUACAAUCUAUACCCUGUCUUGUGUUCUGAUAUUAAUUUGUAUACCACUGAGAUUUACCAGAUCAGUAGAUGCUGAAGAAAGAUUACUCAUCAUCGCUGUACCAGGGACAUUCUGUAUUCUUCUCUUCUUUGCUAGAGGAUCGACAAUAACUGGACCGUUUGUUGUGAUGGUUUAUAGGAUGUUGACCAGGGAUAUGGUGCGAUUUGGUAUCGUUUACAUCUUCUUCUGUGUCGGAUUUUGUCUAGGAUUUUCUCUGCUGUAUCGUGAUAUUGAGGACCAGUCAAUCAGCCAAAUAGACUUCACGGAGGAUAAACAGUUCGCUAUAGAAAGAUUUUCUACGUGGUAUGAAACCGUAAUGACCUUGUUUCAGAUGACGUUUGGGGAAUUCCAGUACGAAAUAUUUAAUGAAGCUCGAAGCCCAGAAAUAACGAAGCUGAUAUUUACAGCAUUUAUAAUAUUAGUGCCUAUAUUACUGUUAAAUAUGUUGAUUGCUAUGAUGGGUAAUACAUAUCAUAAUAUCAGAGUUAAGUCAGAGAAAGAAUGGAGAAAACAGAGAGCUAAGAUUAUUAUCGUAUUAGAACGCAGUUUUUCUGGAGCUCAGUUAUUGGCGAAUAGAGACGAGUAUUCUGAUGGGUGUGGUUCAUUGGUGGUCAUACGAUCUGGAAAAGAUACCAUCGAAAAUGAGAGUAAAACCACCACUGACCAAGACAUCAACAGAUACAGGCAGCACGAUUACAGCAAAAACAAGAACAGAAAAACUAUCAGGGAGAAACCACUCGUUAACAAUUACUGGAACGAAAACACAUAUGGUAUAAAUUUCAGUAAAAACUAUAUGCGAUGGUCAUUAGUUUAAGAAUGAAAUGACAAUUUUUCUGACAAUUGGUGUAUAAAAUAUAGUUACAAACAUUUAUAAAUGGCUGUAUUAUUGUUGUAUUACAAAUAUUACUAAACAAACCCAUAAAGCAAAGCAAUAGCAUCUGUGACUAAUGUACUCAAGUAAAUUAUCAUCUUCCAAAAUUUCCA